This is a messenger RNA of Daldinia caldariorum, 1674 nucleotides long. RefSeq names its product Peroxin-3. The record is from RefSeq and is a predicted model, not a curated record. Bases 1 to 1674 code for a protein of 557 amino acids. Gene Ontology annotation, cellular component: peroxisomal membrane. The transcript is spliced from 3 exons. Gene Ontology annotation, biological process: protein import into peroxisome membrane. NCBI's taxonomy places the organism in Eukaryota, Fungi, Ascomycota, Sordariomycetes, Xylariales, Hypoxylaceae. Gene Ontology annotation, molecular function: protein-macromolecule adaptor activity.
AUGAUAUCAGCUACGCGACGAUGGUUCCGCCGUAAUAGAACCCCAAUAGCCAUUGGUGCCAGUGUUGUUGGCGCUGGCUACUUGGCUACUCAAUAUGUGCUGAACAAGAUCAAUGACGCGCGCGAGCGCAUGAGUAGCGACCGCAUCGCGAAAGAGAACCUUCGACGUCGGUUCGAGCAGAAUCAGGAAGAUUGCACAUUCACCGUUCUUGCGUUGCUGCCGACCGCAACGACAAACAUCCUCGAGACCAUGAAUACCGAAAGGAUCACGCUCGAGAUCCAGCAGAUGAAGGGCAGCAAGGCUCGGCGUAAUAACCCUGAUUCAUCAGGUCCACCUCCCAGCAUUGCUGAUACUACUUUGACCGAAGAAGAAGGUAAAAGUAUCGCCAGUCUACCGAGCGAUAACGGUGCGUUCAAUAGCCAGAUGACGAGAUCAUCUGUGUCCAAUGCGGGAGAGGGCUCUCAAGAUGGCGGUCAACAGUCCGCGCAGAGAUUGAGAAAAACGAAGAGACAGUUAUGGGAUGAUUUAACGAUAAGCUCAAUAACGCGUGCGUUUACACUCGUAUACACUUUGACCCUUCUUACUAUGCUCACCCGUGUCCAACUUAACCUCCUGGGCAGACGUAGCUACUUAUCCAGUGUAGUAUCUCUAGCAACAGGAACAACACAGUCGACGAUAAACUUGGAGAAUAAUGACGACGAUAACCCAGAACACGCGUAUGGAAGCGACUUUGAGACGAAUCGGAAAUACUUGACCUUUAGCUGGUGGCUACUCCACCGCGGUUGGGUCGAGAUCAUGGAGAACGUCGAGAGCGCCGUUCGCGACGUCUUUGGGCACCUUAGCCCCCGAGACCUGCUGAGCUUCGACACCUUCUCGCAGCUCACGCUCGAGGUCCGCAAGAAGAUGGAGAGCAGGCCAGAAGGAACCGAUGAAUCGAGACCGGGCUCCAAGUGGCUACCGUUUUUGCUGCCCCCUACUAAGAUGGAAGACUUUGUCCUCCGGGAGUCGGGCGUAUUAGGCGACAACGUGUCUAACCAGCCGGAUAGUUCAUCGACGUCAGCAUCAUCAGAGGUGGCUCUCCGUCGUCUCCUGGACGAGACUUCGGACCUCAUCGAGUCUCCUCCCUUCACGCGCGUCCUAACGCUCCUCCUCGACGCCAGCUUUUCCACUCUCCUAUACAAGAAAGUGCUGCCGGGCGCCUUCGAGACACCAGGAGCACCUUUCACCGCGCCUCCCUCGCCAGACAUGGGAGCGCUAGUUGGCCAGCAGGCCGCCGUAAGAGCGGCGGGCUCGAAGGUAGUCCUGCUCCCUAAGAUCCUCUCGGUGCUCACGCGACAGGCCCAUGCCAUCGGCAACGGCAUGCCGAACGAGUACCUACAGGAGAUGGAGCAGGUCCGCGACCUAGAGGCCUUCGCCGCCGUAGUCUACUCGAGUAACUGGGAAAACGAGAUACAGGACUCGGAGAACCUAGCCGCGGCGCGAGCCGCCGAAGAGGCGACGGGCAGCAGCAGUUAUCUACACGUCCCAGAGGGUAGCGCCGUGGGCCGGUUCUCGCAGGUUUCGACUGUAGGCGAGGAGAGCAUGGUCAUAGUCGACCCGUCGCAGUCGCAGUCGCAGUUCUCGCAGACGCCGUCCUCUUUCGAGACGGCGUGGGAGCGAGCGAUGGAUCGAUAG